AGUCAUGUGGUGCUUGCUUCUGUUAUUAUGAAUGCCGACUCCCGCCCCCUUCGGCGCCCUCGCCUUGGAUUCUCGUCGACUGCUUGUUCAAACUUCAAAUUGCAAAAUUGUAGCCGCUGGUUGCUCUCCUUACAGCAUCUUCUUUGAAAAACUUACUCGAUCAACUUAACUCAAGCUCUUAUUCCAAUAUCAGCAAUCAGCAUUGUUCACCUGGUGUGAACGCUUGUUGAGUUUCGGUCGCGUAUUAUCUACAAACGAAGCAAUCGUUUUCUAAUCAUCGAAUUGAUGGAUGCUAUUAAAAUCCAUCGGCUUUUCUUCUCGGUCGUCGUUUCCUAUCAUUUCUCAGCUUCCUAUACCUAAUGCGAAAACGCCCUCCUACCUAAGAUCAACCCUGUUGGCGAUCUUAAGCGACGGCCUGCCCAAUCUUCUUGCAACAACGGAUCGAUCCGAAAACCUUGUUGGACGCUUCAGGUCCUCAAAGGGUCCGAUAGGGCUGCAUCAGUGCUAAUCAAGGGUGCAUUCACCACUGCAGGAACAAGUUCGUUAGCGGCAGCACCAUUAAUAUGUCGUCGUCAGUGGCGGUCGCGACUGCCCCAUUGCAAUUUCAUGACUACUUGCAAUUCCCAAUCAAUGAUACAAAAUCACCAAUACCGGACUUCUCAGAACAUAGAAAUUUACGCGGGAAAAGUGUGUGUGCUGAAUCUCGAAAAACAUUUGAGGUUUAUGCCGACCCGCCAUCAGAAGGGGCUCAUCUUGCGGAGGGGGAUUGCUAUCCACGACUUGACUCACCAACAUUAGUCCCGCGAAGCGUUCAACGCCGGUCCAAGAGUGUGACUUCGUUAUUAGCUCUAUCUCGCCAACGAAAAUUUAUUGAGCCGGUGGUCCCAGCGCUGCCGUCCCCCUCAGUCUCGGUUUCAGUUGGCAAUCGUGGAGUCGAAUUCUUGAAAGGUCUCGCGGAGAGUGUUACAGGGGUCAUUGGUAGCCUCUCUCCACGAAUUGCGGCCAGCGCUGAUAAUGACAAUGAGCCCAAUAGGCACCGUCAGGAUUCGUUGUGUUCUGUGCCUUCGAUCAUUCGCUCCCCGGUUCCGCCAGUAUUGGUGUCGCCGUGUGUACAAAGCUUCGCUGGCGCAUCAGGCAAUUUAAACUCAGCUUCAGCAGAGUCUCAGACCGCGCCGUCGCCCGCUGUCCCGCCCGGCCCCAGUAGCCCCCUGGCAAGCCCGUUAUAUGUUCUAAAGCCUAAAACUACGAACAUCCCACCAUUCCUUUCGAACUUAGCUUCGAAACCUCUACCUCUACGAUCACCAAAUUUGAACCAAGAAUUCUCCCGCAGCACUGCGCAUCUUACUGGUCGUGACCGCAGCCGCAGCCGCAGUCGAAGUCGCAGCCACAGUCGUCCCCGAGGCCCAGACUUAUUCAAACCCCUUCCACCGACAUAUGCCUUUGAUCUGCCAGCUCCAGAAUCACCUAUACUUCGUACCGUGCCAUCUGCGAGCGAUAUUGCCAGAUUCAAACGUCGCAAUCAACACGCCUUGCGAAUCAAUACUGAAACUGCUGAACGCGCUGCAAAGAUCGAACGAGAGGACCUUGAGCGCGAGGAAGACGAGUCUGAACGCCUAGCCAACAUAGUUGCCCGUCUUGAAGCUGAGACUGAUCGUAUCCUCGCCGAGCAGAAGAAACGCGACCUAGCCCGCCGCCGGGCGCCACUGCCGACUCCGUCCCCUAAAUUUCCACGGUUUCUUGUUCUUGACAAGUUUUCAUUUCUCUAUCGCACUCGGCGAUCGAAUGCUCUGACAAGCCAAGCCGGGACGCCAAGCCCAGGGGCACCAACUGUCUUUUCUCUUGAUCUCAGCCGGUCUACCAGUCCUGACGAAUCUUCAUCACCAGGAAAAAUGAGUUUCAUAGAACAAGGUGGUAAAGGUAUCGUGCCAGGCACUGACGCCCCAACUUCGGCCAGCAAUGGAGGUGAGAGACGCGUGUGCGUACGAUGCCUAUCAUCAGUCAUCAAUCUUCCUGUCAACACUGAUACCUCUCCUGUUGAUAUCCUCUACUCGACCGCCAACCUGACCAGCCAUGAUAUCGAUCCCAAGGCCAGCGUACUGAUCGAAUGCUAUGUUGAACUGGGUCUCGAACGGCGCCUUCGCCGUUACGAAAGAAUUCGUGACGUUAUGAAUUCUUGGGAUCGUGACCAGCAGAACUCUCUUCUUGUUGUCACCAAUGAUAUCUCACAAACCGAUGAUCCUGAUCUCGAUAUGAAGUCUGUGCCACGAACACCAAACCCUCCCCCAGGCUUCACGCUGCAAAUGUACCACUCUUCCAGGCCAGGCAAAUGGAACAAGCGAUGGAUCACCUUGCUGGAAUCCGGUCAGAUGUUUGCUUCCAAGAAGCCUGAUUCAAAGGCUUCGGACAAAGAUAGUACUGUCCUGUGUCAUUUAUCAGAUUUUGACAUCUAUACCCCAAGAGAGAGUGAGGCCAGGCGUCAUCUAAAAGCCCCCCGGCGCUUUUGCUAUGCUGUUAAGAGCCAACAGAAGACGUUCGUUUUCCCAAAUGGCGAGAAUUUUGUUCAUUUCUUCUGCGCUGAAGACGGAAAACUUGCCAGGCGUUUUCUUGAACUUGUGCAACGUUGGCGAAGCUGGUAUCUGGUCAAUAAGCAGGUUGACUUCGGGAAGAAGGACAAGCCUCCACAACUUGCCAUGCCUCUAGAAAACGACACGGUUCGCAAAGCCAUUUCCAGAUCGAAGAGUUCUGCCGCAUAUAAAGGGCAUAGUACGCAGGUUUCCGUUGACGAGACGCCAUACACCAUCGGCGCUUUCCAGCCACUUCUUGAUAUGGACCGCUUUGAUAAACCCCUGGAGGAGUUCGGCAAAGAUCCAGAACAGGACAAACAAAAACAUGGGGAUCCCGAUACUGAGUUUAGAAGUGGACUCGUCCGGAACGCGACCUGCAAACAGCCAAACGUCUUAACAAAGUCUAAAUCAAUACAUCAAAAGCAUAGAUCACCGCCAACGCCUCGGGAUGAGGCGCAAUUCUCUUCUACGGGGCUUUUGGGUCAAGUAUAUGAAGAGAAACGCAAGAUAGCUGAACGGGCGCCUGUCAUCAGCCCCCCUCCCACCAACGCGGCUUUCACAAAAGGAGCCUCGCUCUUGGGUCAAGAUUAUGAGCAAAAGCGCAAGAUUUCUGAGCGAUCGCCUGUCAACAACAGUGUUCCUUCAACGAAUGCCGGUUUCACAGAGGGUCCUUCACUUCUCAACGGUGGUGUUGUCUCGCCAACGUCUCCUAAUGAGAGUAUGGCAGAUUCAAAAUCAUGGUUUCCUUUGGGAACAGAUCAGUCUUCUCAGCCACGCUACCGUAGCCGAUCUGUCCGAGAUUCCAACAGGCGUCCUACCACGUCUGAGAAGGUCCCAGAUAUGCCCCAGCCGCUAGUCAAUCUUACCAACAGCUUCCCUGAGCCGCCUCGCUGGCGCGAGAAUAAGGGUCAUGGUAUAAAAGCACCAGCCGGCGGUCCCUUAAUCAGUCUCGCUACCGGGGGAUCGACAAACAAUUCAUUCAAAACUCGGAGUGCCUCUGGUCUUGUUGGGCAGUCUCGACCUCUGACCUCUUCGUCUAUGACGGUUGGUAGCCGUCCUCGGAGUCGGUCUAUUGCAGGAACUCAACAAUCGCCUAGCCAUGCUCCUCCUGUUCCUCCUUUGCCAAUCCGAUCGUUACGUCGAGAGAACACUGCACCGCUCGAACAGUCUCGUGGCCGUGAUCCUCGUCCGCGAGAGCCGUUGAUCAAUCGAGCCGGGACGACGGGCUCCUCAUCAAGGAAUUAAACAGAGGCCGGAACCUUACUUCCUUUCGCAAACGACGAGUUAUUAAAGAUGAUAUCAAAGGAUUAUGCAGUCAUGUCCAUCAUGUCCAAAGAACAAACGUCCCUCAAUCAUGACUUUGUGGCCUUCUUGACGAAUCAGAAUAUUUCAUAGUACCGGUUUGAGUGAAUAGAAGUGGAAGCGCUAAAAGGGAAAGUAGUGCCGGGUUCGGGCAGGGGCUUGCGAGUUAUGUCUGAUUAUGCCACAUUGUGUUCCUUUUUUGGCGUUUUCCCAGAGUUUUUGUUUUGCAUGCCUUGUUUCUUGAUCUUCUAUAUAUCCAAGAGCAGAAGCUCAUAUUGGUACAAGAUGGCGGGUUCCAUCCUUACCUUGAAGAGUGGGUUCACCAUACGUUUAUGAUAUCAGCUUUCUUCUUCAUAUCUUCUUAAUCUGAUUACUGGGUUCAUCGUACGGGCCGCUGGUCUAUACGGAGGUGACACAUCUGCCACUUUCGAAUUGGAAGCAACCUUUGGAAUUUGGUCGUCUAUCGUACCCUUUCUUUUGCACCAAUGUAUGGAUAUGAUUCAAUUCAGAGCUUUUAAUUUACUUGCUGCGCUUGUAGAUCUUGGCAAGGAAGGCCUCGAAAACAGUUUUCUUGAGACCAUCGUUCUCAUCGAUGUUAGCAAUGCGCUCACGAAUCUGGCCGACAACCUUUUCCUCAUAGUCAAGAUAACGCUGCUCGAGAUUGAGGUCAUCGUAAAGCUUUUUGACGACCUUCUCCUUGUCAUCGUCCUUACGGCCAUAGUUUUCCUCAAGAAUCUUUCGCUGCUCAGGGGUUGCUACGGCUAGGGCCUGGUUGACGAGCCAAGAGCACUUGUUAUCUUUGAUGUCAGUGCCGAUCUUGCCUAUAUGCUCAGGCUUGCCGAAGUUGUCAAGAUAAUCAUCUUGAAUUUGGAAGUACUCCCCGAGAGGAAUGAGGAUAUCCUCAGCUUGCUUGAGAUUGCUGGGAGUGGCGAGGUUGAGCUGGUGAAGGGCGAGGGCGACGGGAAGGUAGAAUGAGUAAUAGGCGGUCUUAUAAAUGACGAUGAAACUAUACUUCUCAAGAGAGAAGUUGUCGAGGUUGACAUUGUCUUCAGGAGCGGUGAGGAGGUCGCACAGCUGGCCGAGCUCGGUCUGAAAGGUGGUCUCGUGGAAAAGCUCGAUAAGAUCGACGUAGGCGGGGUGAGAGCGGAAGUACUUCUUGAGAAGUGUGUAAAUGGCGGAUUCAAGCAUGAAAGCGUCGUUGAUAGCUAUCAUGCCAACACCCUCCUGACGAUACCAACAGGGCUGGCCACGGCGGGUAAUGCUCGAAUCCAUGAUGUCGUCGGAGACGAGAAAGAAGGCCUGAAGGAGCUCUGUCAUCCAGCCAAGCGUAGCAGCUUGGAAGUACUGCUCUUCGGUAAGAGGCUUCUCGAGGAGGAGGGAGACCGAGUCGGGGACGGACAUGCCGCGGUUGCAUUUUCCACCGAGAGGGUUGACUUCGAGAGACUAUGAAGCAAUGUGUCAGUCCAAAUUAGAACUCGAUCGAUACUGAUGAACAGCUUUCAUUUUAUCCUUACUCUUUUGUACCAGUCGAGCUGCUCUUGAGGCAGCUUGUAGGAGCGGGCAUGGUCGAGAAGAGCCUCCUCAAGCUUGGGGUAAACGGAGUUGAACUCCUCAAGGGUGGUUUGUUGAGCCAUCUUUGCUGAAUUGUGUCAAGUGAACUACGUGUGCGCGCUUGAAAGGAAAAGUAACUUGGAGAGUCCUUCUUUGGAAAGGAGACGAAGAAGAAAAAUGAAACUCAGAAGUGAGAAUGACAAACUGAUCUCCAGAACAUGUACGAUAAUUACCGGG
Molecule: messenger RNA, 5654 nt
Organism: Fusarium verticillioides 7600
Lineage: Eukaryota; Fungi; Ascomycota; Sordariomycetes; Hypocreales; Nectriaceae
Exons: 2
Coding region: 564-3809 (1081 amino acids)
Source: RefSeq, a predicted model, not a curated record